AGUCCCUCCUCCACAGGAUGAUGACACGAGACCAGGGAUGCUCUGAUCACUCCACGUCACUGUUUCAGGUACACUGCGCAACCAACACUCACCAACACUGAACACCCAGUAGGAUUUAACAAAGGUGAUUCAACAGAAUGGAGUGCAGACAUGAUGUGGAUUUGGAGGAGCCGUGUCCAGUCUGUGGAGAUAAAGUCUCUGGAUAUCACUACGGUCUGCUCACCUGUGAAAGCUGCAAGGGGUUUUUCAAAAGGACGGUUCAGAACAACAAGAAGUACGUCUGUGCAGAGAACCAGGAGUGCAGGAUCGACAAAGCUCAGAGGAAACGCUGUCCGUUCUGUAGGUUUCAGAAGUGUCUUCAUGUCGGCAUGAGGCUGGAAGCUGUUCGAGCAGAUCGGAUGCGAGGUGGCAGAAACACGUUUGGUCCCAUGUACAAGCGAGACCGUGCCCUGAAGCAGCAGAGAAAGGCUCUGAUACAAGCUGGUGGAUUCAGACUGGAGAGCAGCCCCCCUGUGGUCUACUCAGCCCACCCGAGAGACUUCACCUUCGCUGCCGGCCUCCAACCGGACUGCAUCCUGCCCACAGAGCAGAACGACUGCAUCAGCUACCAGCCUCCAUCACUGUGUUCACUUCUGCCCUCCAGCUCCCCUGUUGGCCCCCAGUACCAGAGCGUCUCCUUCUCAAACUGGACUAUCAAGUCCAAGCACACCAACAACUGUGACAGUCCACCAGGCUCUGCUGCAGCAACCUACACCGACUCAGACGAGCUACACUCAAGCUCUCCACAAGGUCCCGGGAUGCCUCGGCUGGUGACGGAGUUCCUGCUCUGUGAUCCAGAUGAGCUGCAACUGCAGAAUAAGAUCAGCGCUCGUAUCCAGCAGGAGCAGACCGGCUGGAGGAGACUCGGGAACCCCGGCACCUUCAGCCUCAUGUGCGUCAUGGCUGACCAGACGCUGCUGUCCAUCGUGGAGUGGGCUCGCACCUCCAUCUUCUUCAAACAACUUAAGCUCUUUGUUUUUUGCACCAAGGUCAGUGAUCAGAUGAAGUUACUGCACAGCUGCUGGAGUGAACUGUUGAUCCUGGACAUCAUAUCCAGACAGGUCCUGUACGGCAGAGUGGGCAGUCUGCUCCUGGUCACUGGGCAGGAGGUGCAGCUGUCAGACAUUGCCUCUCAAGCUGGUCCUACCUUGGCCGGCCUGGUCCAGAGAGGACAGGAGCUGGUUGAGAGGCUCCAUAUCCUAAAGCUGGACCGUCAAGAGUUUGCCUGUAUCAAGUUCCUCAUCCUCUUUAACCCAGAUGUGAAAGACCUUGAGGAGCAUCAGCUGGUGGAGAGUGUGCAGGAGCAGGCUGAGGGAGCCCUGCUGGAGUACACAUCGCGCACCUCCUCUCAGCACCUCGGACGCUUUACUCAUCUGCUGCUGUGUCUGUCCGAGCUGCGCUCUCUCAGCACCCUCGCUGAAGACUACCUGUACUGUCGACACCUCAGCGGCGAGGUGCCCUGCAACAACCUGCUCAUUGAGAUGCUCCACGCCAAGCACAGCUGGCCAUGAACAUUCAAGAGACUCUGUGAUCGGCUGCUCUUGUUAUUAAGCUGUAAAAAUGUUUAACACAAUGAGUUUAUCCCUGAUAUUUUUCUGUGCUUGAAGAAUUAAGUUUAGCAUUAAUAAAUAUAGUACAAUAAUUAAUAUUAUAAAUGGGUACUUGUGUCCACUUAAACUAGUUGCAUCUGAAGUUUUGGCAAAUAUGUUUGUUUGCCGUCAAACAUCCCACCGCAACAUCCCGCCCAACAUCUGAGUUCAGUUCUAUCUCUACGCAUCUUGUACAGCGAUAGACACAGUAAUUGCUGGUGUGUAAGUAUAAAAAGGCUCCAAAAACAGAAUACGUCUGUAUUUCUCAGUGAAAGGAAUGCAGUGUGUGUGUGUUGCUUUCAGCCUAAACCUCAGUGUCCCGUGCACAGUGUCAUUCUUGAUAUUGCCACAAGAUGCCGCCAACAUAAAUAUCUUUUAGAUUCUAGAUGCAGUAAUGCAUUGCAGCUCUAUGUGAGACAAAUAAGGUUUUUUUUUUAAAUGAACCGAUUCUUACUGUAAGUGUUGUGGUCUACAACAGUGAAUGGAAAGUGCGCUUCCUUUUGGGGUUUUUUCUUGACACUGACCAAAUGUGCUUUAAUUAUUAGUGCCAAUGAUAAUGUGCAGUUACUGAAAGUAACCUGUAAAUAAUGGCUUAUAACUGGCCAAAAUUGAAUUAUAAUGGUUCAAGUUGUAUUUCAGUUCAACUUGAAUCAGGACUUUUGGUCACGUGGGGGAAGCAGAAAUAGACUAAGACUUGGUUUCUAAUUGUGUCUGUUUGUUGCAGGACAGAUCGUGUACAGUGUCUUUAGCAGCUGUUUGUUUCUCCUUCAGACUGAACCAAAGCAGUACAAUCGUGGGCUAUAAAACCAAACAGUAAGCUGAAAGAGGCUAAAAACUUAUGUAAGGCUGAGAUGAAACGCAGAGUUGGUGAUAAUUAGAGUUCAAGUCCCAAAGGGCGUCAUUCUUUCUCUUCUGUUGUAGCUUAAAUUCCCAUGAACUGAAAUGAGCUAGAAACAUGAAACUCUUACUACAAAUUCUGUGGAUUUGGACCAAGUUUAUCAGAAGUUGUAUAAACGUUGUUAUUUAGUUUUCAAAAUAUCGACCAAUGAACUUCAUAAGAGGCGGGGCUUACCAGCAAAAUGGACAAAACUCAGUAAUAAUUUGUCCAAUUAUGAUAAAUGUGAGCACGUCUUGCCAAAAACCAAAACUGUGUACCACAAAACCCAGCUGACAGAAUUUCAUCAGUUUAGGUGUGCAUGCUCUGUAGGCAAGAAUUAACCAAAAUCUGAGACAUCAUAUUGAUUGUUGCAAGUGGGUGUGGCCUAUCAUAUAUUUGCUCAUAGCUCAAGAUGCCUUGCAGCAAUUGUAUUAAACUCACUGUGGUCGUCCUGAGAUAUCUCCUGAACGUACACACAGAGUUUCAUUCACAUCUGCUGAGGAGGGAACCGUAUGGUGGAACGUUGAGUGCUCAGUUAUUGAACUGCUGCAGGCUUUGUGAUGACGAAACAAGUGUGAUUGGUCUCAUUCCGCAGAAUUUAACUGAUGCUGCUUCCGUUUUUUUAUCAUAAUAGGCCUCAAACCCAGAAUCGCUUUCUUGUGGCUGUAUUUCUCUGUGGGUUUGUCUGAUCCACUGUUGAUAUAAAAAUACUGAUUAUAUUUGCUUUAUGAAGCUUUAAAGUUAUAAUGUUUUCCAUGUGUUACAUCAUGGCUUGUAUAACCUGUUAUUGUAACUGUGUGAUGCUUGUUUUGAUUGAAAUAUUCACAUCUAAGUCGCUGUGCUUUUUACCGGGGCACCAUUACAUCAUUAAAUCAUAUUACACAGCCGGUGUAUUACGUGGCAUUUCUGAAACCUUUGGAGAAUAGUAUCAUUUCAAAUAAACGUCUAUGGCCUGAAGUAAUGGCACACAACC
Messenger RNA from Seriola aureovittata, 3478 nucleotides. Its product is annotated as nuclear receptor subfamily 5 group A member 2-like. Gene Ontology annotation, cellular component: RNA polymerase II transcription regulator complex. NCBI's taxonomy places the organism in Eukaryota, Metazoa, Chordata, Actinopteri, Carangiformes, Carangidae. Gene Ontology annotation, biological process: tissue development; hormone-mediated signaling pathway; regulation of transcription by RNA polymerase II. Bases 138 to 1550 code for a protein of 470 amino acids. Gene Ontology annotation, molecular function: zinc ion binding; nuclear receptor activity; RNA polymerase II cis-regulatory region sequence-specific DNA binding. The transcript has 7 exons. The record is from RefSeq and is a predicted model, not a curated record.